GAUUUUGUGCUGGAAAGGAAGAAGUGUACUCUGAAGUCUAGUCUGUUCUGCAAAGUCAUGAAGUGUCUCGUGAUAGUGAUUAUUCUGGUGUGUGGAAGUAAAUUCUCAGGAGGAAGUGUUAUAGGGAGGCAUGAACAAUUUGUAAAUCCUGAAUUAUGGCCUUCUGAGAUAAAUAAUCCAGAUGGUGCAGUGAUACCGGACUGGCCUCCUACAAGUGAAGCACCUCCUGGUGGGAAUACAACUCAAAAUCCCAUCAUACCAGAUUGGCCGCCUACGAGUGAUGCUCCUGGGACUCCUGCACCGCCUACAACUACAACAACUGGAGUUAUUCCUGACUGGCCUCCUACAAGCGAGGCUCCAGGAACCACACCACCUCCUACAACAACAACAACUACAGGAAUUAUUCCGGACUGGCCACCAACUAGUGAAGCUCCAGGAACGCCUCCUCCAGGGACUACAACGACGACGACAACGACAACAACAACGACGACAACUACAACAACUACCCCAACGACAACUACGGGGAUUAUUCCAGACUGGCCGCCAACAAGUGAACCUCCUGGUUCUCCAACACCUCCGCCACAAACUACAACUCCCCCAUUUCCUCCAACAACUACUGGUCUCUCCACAACUCCAACAACUCCUGCACCUCCAACAACAACGACAGUUUCAACGGAUCCCACAUCACCAACUUUCCCAGAUCCUCUUCCUGACUCAACCACACAAAUGACACUCACUCCACCAACCCAAGGUUCUCCCUUGCAAUCCAAAACAUAAAAUUCCUGCACUUAGAAAUUCCUUAAAAAUAUUUAAUUGUAUUUUUUUCAUACAAAUAAAUUCCACUUAAUUUAAGGUGGCAGUUGGUUUUUUUGAAA
Molecule: messenger RNA, 875 nt
Organism: Phlebotomus papatasi
Lineage: Eukaryota; Metazoa; Arthropoda; Insecta; Diptera; Psychodidae
Exons: 1
Coding region: 58-777 (239 amino acids)
Source: RefSeq, a predicted model, not a curated record